Molecule: messenger RNA, 1927 nt
Organism: Tarenaya hassleriana
Lineage: Eukaryota; Viridiplantae; Streptophyta; Magnoliopsida; Brassicales; Cleomaceae
Product: adenine nucleotide transporter BT1, chloroplastic/mitochondrial-like
Exons: 3
Coding region: 348-1538 (396 amino acids)
Biological process (GO): transmembrane transport
Source: RefSeq, a predicted model, not a curated record
GCAGCCUCUCUCUCUCUCUCUCUCUCUCUCUCUCUCUCUCUCUCUCACCUACUCAAAGGCAAAAAGCAGCAACACUUGUAAUUGUAAGACGCCUGCUAGCUCCACCGAAAGGGACAACCAGCGACCGAGAGAGACAGCAGAUUCCAUCUGAACUCUUUCGUUCUGUUUAUUCUCCCCCCUGUCUUCCCCACUCAAUUCUCCACGUACCCAUCUCCGGAAAAUCUCUUCUUCCCGGCGAAGUUUCUCUCUUCCAUUCGGUUUCCACGAGGAUGGGACGACCGUGCUCACUUGGGCAAUCUCUCAGAAUCACGCUCUGAAACGACCAUUUCAACCGACCCAGGACAUUCAUGGGUAAGACCGGAAUUCAGUUGUUUGACGAUACGAGAAAUGGGUUGUACUCUGUAUCCGAUUUGGGAUAUCAAUGGAGCCUAGACUGCAGAAAUUAUCGCCCAGUUGGUGGUUUAUUCGCGAGCGUGAAUCAAUUAGGAUCUGGAUUUGGGUCGGAUUUCGGUUCCGGGUCCGUUUCGACUCCUGACCCCGCGAACAGCGGCAAUAACAGCUUCGCUGCUCAGCUCCAUGAUCUCUACGUCAAGUAUUUGCCGGCGAAGGAGAAGGAAGAAGAAGUGGUCGGUGGGAGGAAGAAGAAGAAAAGUGGGCUGAAAUUGAAAAUAAAGAUAUCGAACCCAUCGUUGCGGCGGCUUAUUAGCGGAGCCGUCGCCGGAGCCGUCUCGAGAACGGCGGUGGCGCCAUUGGAGACCAUUAGGACACAUCUGAUGGUUGGAAGCGGUGGACACUCGACCACUGAAGUUUUCCAUGAUAUCAUGAAGAAUGAAGGUUGGAAAGGGCUCUUCAGGGGCAAUUUGGUCAAUGUCAUCCGUGUAGCACCGGCUCGAGCCGUCGAGCUUUUUGUUUUCGAGACAGUAAACAAGAAUUUGUCUCCAAAACUCGGAGAGCAGUCAAAGCUUCCCAUUCCAGCCUCGUUAAUCGCAGGUGCCUGUGCUGGAGUUAGUCAGACCCUCUUAACAUACCCCCUUGAAUUGGUCAAGACCCGCCUCACCAUUCAGAGAGGUGUUUACAAGGGAAUAUGCGAUGCAUUUCUCAAAAUAAUUCGGGAGGAAGGUCCUACAGAACUAUACAGGGGUCUUGCCCCGAGUCUUAUAGGAGUUGUUCCAUACGCAGCAACAAACUACUUUGCCUACGACUCGCUAAGAAAAGCAUACCGCAAGUUCUUGAAGCAAGAGAAGAUCGGUAACGUUGAGACUCUUUUGAUAGGUUCCUUUGCGGGUGCAGUCUCAAGCAGUGCAACUUUCCCUCUAGAGGUGGCCCGGAAGCAUAUGCAGGUGGGAGCAGUAGGAGGGAGGGCGGUCUACAAGAACAUGUUGCAUGCUCUCUUGUGCAUUCUCGAGCAAGAAGGCAUCCAAGGUUGGUAUCGAGGGCUUGGCCCUAGUUGUUUGAAGUUGGUUCCUGCGGCUGGGAUCUCCUUCAUGUGUUAUGAGUUCUGCAAGAGGGUACUUGUCGAGGAUGAUCAAGAAGCCUGACUGCUCUCGCUUGUUCUUGGAGUAGAGGAGCUCCGAUUCUGGAUUUGAACGAAAAGAUCCAGUUGACGAUUCUCCGACCCAGGUUUUAUGGGGACUGACAUUGUGCCAAGUGAGGCUUGCAGAUACACACCUGAGGAGUUAACGGGGAAACUAUGGAAUCCUUUUGGAUCCAACUCUUCAACAUAUUCACUGCAGCAUUUUUGUUGGAUCCCUUAUUGCUUUGGGUCAUUUGACCAUUUUUUCGGGUUCAAAUAAGUUAAAAGAUUUUCAGGCAACAUCCUUAAGGUGUUCUAGACUUGUCUCUGUUCAAAGUCAUUGCAAGCAGAGCUCUUUGUGAGGAUCGGUCAAAUACUAUGUCUACAGGUUAAAUGCAUACUUCAGACAUGGAA